AAUGCUUGCAUGAAUGCAGGUAGCUGAAAGGGAAGGGAAGUUCCUAGUGGAGUUAUUCAACAAGAUGGGAAAACAAAAUGGAGGGAAGGCUUUCUCUGCUAAGAGCAUCCCUCUUGGAGACCCUUUUGUGUACACUCAUCUUGGCAGCAUGGCAUCAGUAGGAGGCUAUAAAGCCCUCGUUGACCUGCGCCAGUCAAAGUCUUCAAAGGGGGUCUCACUGGCUGGUUUUGUCAGCUGGCUAAUAUGGCGUUCUGCUUACUUGACACGUGUACUAAGCUGGAGGAACAGGUUUUACGUGGCAGUCAACUGGGCAACCACAUUGGUCUUCGGCAGAGACAAUAGCAAGAUCUAAUUUGGAACUUCAAACUUCAAACUUGACACCCCAUUCUACCUUUAAAGCACAAUCACUCGAGAAUUUCUUUCCCUCU
Messenger RNA from Arachis ipaensis, 428 nucleotides. Lineage: Eukaryota; Viridiplantae; Streptophyta; Magnoliopsida; Fabales; Fabaceae. The record is from RefSeq and is a predicted model, not a curated record.